AUGGCCAAAAUUGAAGGUGCACAGAUGGAUCUGUCCUGGGUAAAGGCAAAACCAGGCGACAUUCCAGAUGGAGCCAUUGAUGUACAGCCUGGCAUCUACGUCUGCCGCGCCCUCUACGAGGCUGAACAAGUACCCGGAAAGUACAUUUCCGCAAUGUUCGAAGCCUUCGUUCCCUGCGCUGGGCGUGAAAAUCCGGUGGAGGCGUGUGAAGUACUCUGUGACACUCGUUGUCGCGGGAAGCCUCCCUGGUAA
Molecule: messenger RNA, 252 nt
Organism: Spirometra erinaceieuropaei
Lineage: Eukaryota; Metazoa; Platyhelminthes; Cestoda; Diphyllobothriidea; Diphyllobothriidae
Source: the annotation of a GenBank genome assembly